Messenger RNA from Malaclemys terrapin pileata, 588 nucleotides. RefSeq names its product olfactory receptor 6N1-like. The coding region runs from base 1 to 588 and encodes 195 amino acids. The record is from RefSeq and is a predicted model, not a curated record. Gene Ontology annotation, cellular component: membrane. Lineage: Eukaryota; Metazoa; Chordata; Testudines; Emydidae. Gene Ontology annotation, molecular function: olfactory receptor activity. Gene Ontology annotation, biological process: G protein-coupled receptor signaling pathway. The transcript has a single exon.
AUGUCUUAUGAUCGGUAUCUAGCAAUAUGCAAACCACUGCACUAUGAAGCCCGUAUGAAUGGCAGGUUCUGCCUCCAGCUAGCAGCUGGGUCUUGGCUAAGUGGAUUUCUAGCUAGUUCCAUCAUAAUAUCAUUGGCUUCUGAACUAAUUUUCUGUGGCCCCAACAAAAUUGACCAUUUCUUCUGUGAUUUCACCCCAAUAGUUAAACUCUCUUGCAGCAACACCUGCCUUGUCACACUUUUGGAUAUUGUGCUGUCAUCUGUAUUCACUUUGCCCCCAUUUCUGUUGACCCUGACAUCCUACGUUUGUAUCAUCACCACCAUCUUGAGAAUCCCUUCCACUGCCGGGAGGCAAAAGGCCUUUUCCACCUGCUCCUCCCACAUCAUUGUGGUGACAGUUUUCUACGGGACCCUGAUGAUUGUUUAUAUGUUACCAAACACCAAGAGACUGAGAGACCUGCACAAAUUUUUUUCUCUUUCCUACACAGUCUUGACUCCCAUGAUCAACCCGCUCAUCUACAGCCUGAGAAACAAAGAGGUCAAGGAGGCCCUUAGAAAAGGGAUGUGGAAAUGUAUGUCUCACACAUGA